This is a messenger RNA of Nelumbo nucifera (sacred lotus), 1813 nucleotides long. Its product is annotated as protein DETOXIFICATION 48-like. Gene Ontology annotation, biological process: xenobiotic detoxification by transmembrane export across the plasma membrane. The record is from RefSeq and is a predicted model, not a curated record. Lineage: Eukaryota; Viridiplantae; Streptophyta; Magnoliopsida; Proteales; Nelumbonaceae. Gene Ontology annotation, molecular function: antiporter activity; xenobiotic transmembrane transporter activity. Gene Ontology annotation, cellular component: membrane.
CUAUAUAUAUAUUUUUUGUUUGUAAACAUGGAAGAUUAUUACUUUGAACCUUCAUCUCCUCUAAAGAUAUACACAGAUUUUUCAAGAGAGCAAGACCCUCAACAAAGGUGGCACCCUACCCCAUCAGAGGUUGUUGAAGAGAUUAGACAGCUUUACACGAUCGCCUUUCCCAUGAUCAUCACAGGUCUACUUCUCUAUGGUAAGUCCGCGAUAUCGAUGCUUUUCAUGGGAAGACUAGGCAAAGAAGUUUUAGCAGGUGGAUCUCUCUCGAUUGGCUUGGCCAACAUCACAGGCUACUCGCUCCUUUCUGGCCUGGCAAUAGGCAUGGAGGCCGUCUCUUCUCAAGCCUGUGGUGCCAAGCAAUGGCUUCUCAUGGGUCUGGCACUGCAACGCACCAUAAUCAUUCUCGCCAUGAUCUGCCUACCCAUCUCGCUCUUGUGGCUCAAGGUCGAGCCCAUCCUACUCUACUGUGGCCAAGACCCGACUAUUGCCUCCGUUGCGUCUACUUACCUGGCCUUCUUGCUCCCUGACCUCCUGUUUCAAUCCGUUAUUAACCCUCUCAAGAUUUACUUAAGGACCCAGAAAAUUACUCUCCCUCUCAUGCUCAGCGCCGGCUUCUCUCUAGCACUGCACGCACCCAUCAAUUACUUGCUCGUCUACCACUUUGACCUCGGCAUUCGCGGGAUUGCCAUGGCAGUGGCAUUGACAGACCUCAACCUCCUGUCAACCCUUCUGCUCUACUUGUACUUGUCUGGUAACCACCGCAAGUCAUGGCCAGGUUGGUCAGUCGACUGCUUCCGUGAAUGGUCACCGAUUCUCAGUCUAGCCAUCCCAAGUUGUGUCUCCGUCUGCUUGGAAUGGUGGUGGUACGAGCUCAUGAUAAUAUUCUCUGGCCUACUUUCAAACGCUGCGGAGUCAGUGGCUACCAUGGGCAUUCUAAUUCAAACAACCUCCUUCGUCUACAUUUUCCCUUCGGCGCUCAGUCUAGCCGUGUCCACGAGGGUUGGAAACGAGUUGGGCGCCAACCGCCCUGACCGAGCAAAGCUAUCGACUCGAGUGGCGCUGUCUUGUGCUAUAAUAACUGGCUUCAUGGCCAUGUCCUUCACCACAACGAUGCGAGACGCCUGGGGACGAGCAUUCACAACCGACCAACUCAUAAUAUCAUUAACUGCGACGGUGAUGCCGGUAUUGGGACUAUGCGAGCUAGGGAACUGCCCACAAACUACUGGUUGUGGAGUUUUGAGAGGUAGCGCGAGGCCAUCGUUGGCAGCCACCAUAAACCUCGGCUCCUUCUAUGUGGUGGGAAUGCCCGCAGCAGUACUAAUGGGCUUUGUAAUGGAUAUGGGUUUAUUGGGCCUGUGGAUGGGCCUACUUAUGGCACAAGCAACAUGUUCAGUGGUGAUGGUGUUGGUGUUGAUGAGAACAGAUUGGAUUCUCCAAGUAAGACGGGCAAGUGAGCUCACCGGUAGUACUUGUAGUAAUAGUAAUAAUAAUAAUGACAAGUGACAAGAAUGAAGAAAAAACUGGGGAAACAGACGACAUUGAAGGGCUCUUAUCAAUCAAGCUGGGCCUGGGUCUGGACUUUGGUGGGAAACCCAGUUGGCGGUGAAAGUCUACCACCUCCUUAUGACCAUACACUUCAAUUGAUUGUUAAACCACGGAGGAUGGUGAUGGAAAUAGACACAAUAAGGGAAAGAAAUUUUAUAUUAGGUGGGCCUGUAAUCCUGGAUUUCUGUUCUAAAAUCUUCUGCUCUGUAUGAUUAUUCUCUUCUGGUAAGUGAAUCAAUAAGAAUCGAAAAUGUUUGAAAUAUUU